Molecule: messenger RNA, 1029 nt
Organism: Rattus norvegicus (Norway rat)
Lineage: Eukaryota; Metazoa; Chordata; Mammalia; Rodentia; Muridae
Gene: Krtap4-3l1
Product: keratin associated protein 4-3 like 1
Source: RefSeq, a predicted model, not a curated record
AUGGUCAGCUCCUGUUGUGGUUCUGUCUGCUCUGAGGAGGGCUGUGGCCAGGGUUGCUGCCAACCCAGCUGCUGCCAGACCACCUGCUGUAGGACCACCUGCUGCCGCCCCAGCUGCUGUGUGUCCAGCUGCUGCCGCCCCAGCUGCUGUGUGUCCAGCUGCUGCAGGCCCAGCUGCUGUGUGUCCAGCUGCUGCAGGCCCCAGUGCUGUCAGUCUGUGUGCUGCCAGCCCACCUGCUGCCGCCCCAGCUGUUGUCGUCCCAGCUGCUGCAUCUCUAGCUGCUGUCAACCCUCCUGUGGUGGUUCCAGUUGCUGUGGCUCCAGCUGCUGCCGCCCCUGCUGUCGCCCUUGCUGUUGCCUGAGACCAGUCUGUGGUCAGGUCUGCUGCCAAAGCUCUUGCUACCGCCCCACCUGUGUCAUCUCCACCUGUCCCCGCCCCAUGUGCUGUGCCACCCCCUGCUUACUAAUCAGAACCUCCACCUCCAACACCAUGGUUAGCUCCUGUUGUGGCUCUGUCUGCUCUGAGGAAGGCUGUGGCCAAGGCUGCUGCCAGGCCACCUGCUGUAGGACCACCUGCUGCCGCCCCAGCUGCUGUGUAUCCAGCUGCUGCAGACCCAGCUGCUGCCAGCCCAGCUGCUGCAGACCCAGCUGCUGCCAGCCCAGCUGCUGCAGACCCAGCUGCUGCCAGCCCAGCUGCUGUGUGUCCAGCUGCUGCAGACCCAGCUGCUGCCAGCCCAGCUGCUGUGUGUCCAGCUGCUGCAGACCCAGCUGCUGCAGACCCCAGUGUUGCCAGUCUGCAUGCUGCCAGCCCACCUGCUGCCGCCCCAGCUGCUGCAUCUCCAGCUGCUGCCAACCCUCUUGUGGUGGUUCUAGCUGCUGUGGCUCCAGCUGCUGCCGCCCAUGUUGCCGCCCCUGCUGCUGCCUGCGUCCAGUCUGUGGUCAAGUCUGCUGCCAAACCACCUGCUACCGCCCCACCUGUGUCAUCUCCACCUGUCCCCGCCCCAUGUGCUGUGCUACCCCUUGCUGCUGA